CACACACAUACACACACAUAUUAUAAACCUGCUACGUUAGAAGUAACUGCUUUCAGUUUUAGCGACGCCACUGUACACAGACUGCGGCAAAGAUGGAAUUUGCCUGCAGUCAUGUUGUUUGUAAUUUGAGAUCCGAUGGAGCUGCAUCCACAGGUGUUUCUGUAAUCGAGCAACAGUAUGACAACAUAGUGGCUGUUAAACAGCAAGAAGGUCCAGUUCCUCCACCGCUGCCUCCUCGUCGUACGAGGAAAUCUCGGCCUACUUCUCUGCCUCUCCCCCCUCUUCCCUCUUUCUUGUCUCCACCUACCCGUGUCUCCCCCCCUCCUCCUGUCCCACCCAGAGUUGACAAGCCGGAGGGAGAAAACAGACUAAAAGCCAAUGUCAACGUUGUCUCGCUCAGUAUUGGAAAACUGGUCAACAUCAGUGAAGCGUCAGGCUUGGAGAAUUUCCAGAGCCCAGUGAACUGUGGGAAAUGUAGUGCUGCCUUGUCAUGUCUGAGUUCUAUACAGAAGAAUGUAUGGGUGUGUGAGUUUUGUGGACAUGAAAACAGCGUAGAUGACAGAGAGAGUUUGAAGAGAGUGUGUAUUGGUCAGCGUGCAGGUGUGCGCAGUGAUGACCUUUACCUGCCGAACCAGAGCGAUGACGACUACCAGAACCUGGAGAACACACUCGUCGUGUUCUGUGUGGACAUUUCUGGCAGCAUGAGCGUCACAACAGAGGUUACAUCAAGCAGUGGAUCUCAAUCAUAUAUAUCCAGGCUAGAGGGUAUCCAGGAUGCCCUCCAGAGGGCGCUAUCAUCCCUGCUGCAGCAAUCCCCUCACAGGAGAGUGGCUCUGGUGACGUUCAAUGAUGAGGUGGUUAUAUAUGGCGAUGGUACUAGUACUCCUCUCACUCUCAGGGAUUGGGCGUUGGUUGACUAUGACCAUAUAUGGCAACAGGGUAUAGCUUACCCUAUCCCACACUGUAUAGCUGAGACCUACCAACAACUAAUACAGAGGGUCAAGGAGCUCAGGGAACAUGGGGCUACGUGUCUUGGUCCUGCAGCAUUAGCCUCGGUUGCCAUGGCAUCAAGAUACCCCGGUUCAAAGGUGAUUUUGUGUACUGACGGCAGAGCCAACAUCGGACUUGGCGAGAUGGAGCAAACUUCGUCACUAUCCUCCUCUCACCUUACUCCAUAUUUCUACAAACAGCUGGCUCUACAAGCUGUGGAGAGCGGGGUGAUAGUAUCAGUAAUGACGUUUGAAGGGACAGACUGUCGCCUGGCUGAAGUUGGGAGACUGGCAGACAGUACUGGAGGACGGGUGAACAUCGUCAGCAUCGGCACCGUGGCAACAGAGAUCCAGUCAGCUUCCAUGGACAAUGUCCUCGCAACAGGAGUCACAGCAACGCUGCUUGCUUCUGAUGGAGUGUAUUUUCCCUAUGUGGAUGAGAAUAAUCACAAACUGGUGUUAGAGAUCGGGAAUGUCACAGAGGGGCUGGAGCUCACCUUCCAGUUUGCUGUCAAGCGAGAGUUUAAUGAGGUUUUUCUCCGGAGGAACACACUUCCUUUCCAACUCCAGCUGAGCUUCAAGACCAGAGACCGACAAAGAGUCACACGUAUCAUCACUGAACAACGACCAGUUACUACCAGCAGUCGGAUAUGGGCCGGUAGCCUCAACAUGGCGGUACUUGGCGUUCACUGUGCUCAGCUCUGUGCCACUUUAACCAUGGAGGGCCGGGUGCAGGAAGCACAGAGUCAACUGAAAGUACAGCAAGACCUGCUCAAACAAAUCAGUAAGCAGAGGCCAAUCGAAAAGGAAGAGAGUAUCUAUGGCAAUUGGAUGAAUACCAUGUCAACAAUCUGUGAUGACAUCACCACAGAAUCCUCGGGUCUCUCUGAUGAAGCAGCUAAGGUGGUGUACCAGAUGAAGAGGGCGAGCAGUGUGAGCAACUACAUCAACAGCAACACAGUUGAGAGCCAGAAGAAGAAAACUAGGAAGAAAAAGGCACUUAUGGAAGGAAUGUAAAAACAAAUCAGUCUAAUCAGUCCACAAAUAUGAACACUUGAUCAUGCUGUAUUUGGCCAUAUUGGCUUACAACUUUUUUAUUGGCAGUGGAACUAGAAGAAGAUCAUUUGUCAUAGAUAUAACUAUGACUUAAAGGUUAGAGUUAUGACUACAAAAAGUGAUGACUAAAUGUGAUUUUAGUUUAAUUCUCAGUCCCUCCAGGAUUUCAGAGUUUUUUGGUAUUUUUUGCGACCAAAAA
This is a messenger RNA of Thunnus maccoyii (southern bluefin tuna), 2244 nucleotides long. RefSeq names its product circularly permutated Ras protein 1. Gene Ontology annotation, cellular component: endoplasmic reticulum exit site; COPII vesicle coat. Gene Ontology annotation, molecular function: zinc ion binding; SNARE binding. NCBI's taxonomy places the organism in Eukaryota, Metazoa, Chordata, Actinopteri, Scombriformes, Scombridae. Bases 93 to 2006 code for a protein of 637 amino acids. Gene Ontology annotation, biological process: intracellular protein transport; COPII-coated vesicle cargo loading; endoplasmic reticulum to Golgi vesicle-mediated transport. The record is from RefSeq and is a predicted model, not a curated record. The transcript is spliced from 19 exons.